This is a messenger RNA of Daphnia pulicaria, 1658 nucleotides long. RefSeq names its product ubiquitin carboxyl-terminal hydrolase 14-like (gene Usp14). NCBI's taxonomy places the organism in Eukaryota, Metazoa, Arthropoda, Branchiopoda, Diplostraca, Daphniidae. Gene Ontology annotation, biological process: regulation of proteasomal protein catabolic process; protein deubiquitination; proteasome-mediated ubiquitin-dependent protein catabolic process. The transcript has 11 exons. The record is from RefSeq and is a predicted model, not a curated record. Gene Ontology annotation, molecular function: cysteine-type deubiquitinase activity; proteasome binding; protein binding. Bases 126 to 1598 code for a protein of 490 amino acids.
AGGAAAUUGCUGUUUAACAACAUCCCUUACUUCUGUUAGUGGUAGUAAAGUGAAGUUGUCAUUGUCAUUUUAAAAGAAUUCCAACCGGCAAUUUUUCUUCUUUUAUUCGUUGUUUAAAAAACACAAUGCCUAUCUUCAAAGUCAAGGUAAAGUGGGGCAAAGAAGUAUUUAAUGAUGUUGAGGCAAACACAGAUGAAGAACCCAUUUUGUUUAAAGCUCAACUGUUUGCAUUGACUGGUGUUCAAAAUGAGCGACAGAAAGUUAUGUUAAAAGGUGCUACACUGAAGGACGCUGAUUGGGGCAAUAUCAAGCUGAAAGAUGGGGCAGUUGUUUUGCUCAUGGGCAGCAAAGAGGAGGAUGUCCCAAAUGAACCUAAACAGAAACCAAUUUUUGUUGAGGAUAUGAAUGAAGAUGAACUAGCAAGCGCACUUGACUUUCCAUCUGGAUUAACCAACUUGGGCAAUACUUGUUACAUGAAUGCAACCAUUCAAUGUCUCAAAACUGUUCCUGAGCUUUGUGAUGCUUUGAAAGAAUUUAAAGGAGAGGUCAGUUUAAGUGGUGGAAUGUUAGCUGGAUCUGUUACUGCAGCACUUCGUGAUUUGUACUCAGCUAUGGAUAGAGGGAAUGGGUCAUCAAUUCCACCUUUCAUUCUUCUUCAAGUUCUUCAUGCGGCAUUCCCACGUUUUGCAGAGAAGUCUUCCCAUGGAGGGUUUCAACAACAGGAUGCUAACGAGUGUUGGACGGAGAUACUUCGAAUGUUACAGCAGAAACUCCAAGCCAGAAAUGGCACCAAUCAGUCUCGUCAAUAUUCAUCCAUCAUCGAUCAGUAUUUUGGAGGUCGUUUCACGUGUGAAUUAAAAUGUACCGAAAGUGAAGAGGAGCCAACAACCGUGAGUGAAGACAAUUUUUUGCAGCUGAGUUGUUUUAUUUCGCAAGAAGUAAAAUAUAUGCACUCCGGUUUAUUAUCGAGGCUCAGUGAGCAGAUAACCAAACAAUCUCCAACUCUUGGGCGGGAUGCGAUUUACAUCAAAUCGUCAAAGAUAAGCCGAUUGCCUGCAUAUCUGUCCAUUCAGUUUGUUCGUUUCUUCUAUAAAGAGAAGGAAGCGAUCAACGCAAAAAUUCUCAAGGACAUUAAAUUUCAACUUAGUUUAGACGUAUUCGACCUUUGCUCAGCAGAAUUGCAACAGAAGUUGAUUCCUAUGAGGUCCAAAUUCAAGGAAUAUGAAGAUCGUAAAAUAGAAGAAGUAAAGGUUGCAAACAAGCCAGGCGAUUCCCAAGUGGCAAAAGCUGACGUGAAAACCGCUCCUUAUUGGUUUGAAGAUGAUAUUGGAUCAAAUAAUUCGGGUUACUACCAACUUCAAGCAGUUUUGACACAUAAGGGUCGCAGCAGUGGAAGUGGACAUUACGUUGGAUGGACAAGAAAACCUGGAACCAAUCAGUGGUUGCAAUUAGAUGAUGACAAGGUUACACCGAUAAGCGAAGAAGAUGUUCUUAAGUUAUCUGGAGGCGGUGAUUGGCACUGUGCCUAUGUACUUCUUUACGGACCACGUUUAUUGGAGAUUGACGAAGGUACGGACAAAAUGGACACUACAGUGUGAUUGCCCUGCGAUUUCUUUCAUUGUCCCAAGUAUUCAGCCAAUAAAUUGAUAUAACCGAAA